AUGGUGGGCUUUAACACACUGCUCUCGCUCCUCUCUCUGGCGCUGCCGCUUGUCUCGAGCCACGGUAUUGUGUCCAACCCCUUCGCAGAGUUCAAGGCCAACGUCAUGCACACGACAUACGUGGCCGAAAUCCAAGCUUUCCUCCCCGGCAAGUUCAACGGUUCGCCCCAAAACAACGCUGCCAACUUCAACAAGGCGUUCAAGGCCCAGUCCAAGUACAAGACGCUUCGUGCUUUGCUGGACCAGCAUGGCCCUGACUGCGGCAACACGCUCACCAACGUCGCCCGAAAGGAGAUCCCGAGCAACGGCAAGAUGACGUUUCAAAACCCCGACACGGGUGAAGGCUUCAUCUUGAGCCACACGGGUCCGUGCGAGGUCUGGCUCGACAACAAGCGCGUGUUCCAGAACGACGAUUGCGCGACCAACUUUCCGGCCAAACCGGCGGCCAACCUCCCGGUCGACUACUCAAGCUGCGGCGCCAAGGGCUGCAUGCUGCGCUUCUACUGGAUUGCUUUGCAUUCGCCGCGGUGGCAAGUCUAUAAGAACUGCGUGCCGCUUCUCGGUUAUGGCCAGAAGCCAGCCAAGAAGCCAACGGUGCCGAUGUGGGGCCAAUGCGGUGGCCGCGCUUACAUUGGGUAUACGACGUGCGUGUCGGGCACCCGCUGCACCCGUAUCAACGAUGGCUACUUUCAGUGCCGCCCGAACCGUCUUCUUCGCGACGAGUAG
This is a messenger RNA of Saprolegnia parasitica CBS 223.65, 726 nucleotides long. RefSeq lists its product as hypothetical. NCBI's taxonomy places the organism in Eukaryota, Oomycota, Saprolegniomycetes, Saprolegniales, Saprolegniaceae. Bases 1 to 726 code for a protein of 241 amino acids. The record is from RefSeq and is a predicted model, not a curated record. Gene Ontology annotation, cellular component: extracellular region. The transcript is spliced from 2 exons. Gene Ontology annotation, biological process: carbohydrate metabolic process. Gene Ontology annotation, molecular function: cellulose binding.